AUGGCACCUGAUGACCGUCGCGUGGCUAUAGUCACUGGUGCAAACAAAGGUGUCGGCUUAGCAUUGGUUCGUCGGAUCGCACUGGAAUAUGCCUUCUCAGAGCUAUAUCAUAGAUCCAAUCAGCACUUGACAAUCUACCUGACCGCCCGUUCCAGUGAGCGCGGCCUACCAGCCCUCGGCAGCGUUUUAAGUGAUACAGACCUAAAGACCAAACGCAUCUUCGACGAUGAUGGAGGUCUGGUCCAGAUUCGUUUUCACGAACUCGACAUCAACGUCAAAUCAAGCAUUCAAAACUUCGCAGAAGCGGUCUCGCGAGAACAUCGCGGGAUCGAUAUUUUGGUCAAUAACGCAGGAACGCUGUCGGCAGAAACAGACGAGCGCGCAGUCCGUGAGACACUGCAAUGCAACUACUACGGCACCCUGAAUUGCAUCGAGGCCUUCUCACCACUGAUGCGACCAGGAGGCAGGAUUGUCAAUGUAUCCAGCUUGGUGAGCAAGAUUGCUCGAUACCCGGCCAACCUGAGACAGAGAUUCUACACGGCCCAGUCACCUCAAGAGGUGAACCAACUCAUGGACGAGUUCCUGGCGAGUGUAAUAUCAGGCCAACAGAUUGCCGAUGGAUGGGGUCCGAUUCCUUAUCCCGUGAGCAAGGCCGGGGUCACUGCUCUGACCAAAGUGGUCGCCCAACAACACAAGAGACUUGCCUCGGGCGUGCUGGUCAAUGCAUGCUGUCCUGGAUUUGUCGCGACGGAUAUCAAUGGUGGGGUUGGGAUGCGAGAUUCCUGGCGUGGGGCUGAAACUCCUCUGCUUUUGGCCUUGGGUGACAUUGAUAACACCACUGGAAAGCUCUGGGCAAAUGAGGACAUUGUUGAAUGGUACAGAUGA
This is a messenger RNA of Fonsecaea nubica, 885 nucleotides long. RefSeq lists its product as hypothetical. The coding region runs from base 1 to 885 and encodes 294 amino acids. Gene Ontology annotation, molecular function: oxidoreductase activity. The record is from RefSeq and is a predicted model, not a curated record. NCBI's taxonomy places the organism in Eukaryota, Fungi, Ascomycota, Eurotiomycetes, Chaetothyriales, Herpotrichiellaceae. The transcript has 2 exons.